AUGGUCCGUCUCGGUGCGAAGUGUCUGCUCGGCCUCGUAGGCCUAGCACAAAUCACUGGUGCAUUGCCUGGUCGACCGCGAGAGCUGGUUGUGCUCAAUACGCCACAAGCACCUGCUCAUCACCCUGGUCAUCCUCCUGGUGAAGGAAACUUGAAACUGCGUAAGGAUGAGCCGAAGGGUGAUCAACCAGAAGACGAUCCGCAUGCCAACCCUCCACCUCCCCCUCCUUCUGCUGCAGCGGCAAAGCCACAGUCGACCACUUCCAAAGCCGCUGCUGGACCUCCACCGCCCGAUCCGAAAGACGAUCCGAAAGACGAUCCGAAAGGCAAUCCGAAGGGCAGUCCUCCACCUCCGCCACCUCCUGCCACAACAGAACGCCCACCAUCGGCUUCAUCCAAGCCUGGAGUAGGCCCAGCACCGUCCGAUCCAAAGGGUAACCCGCCGCUACCACCCUCACCAGCCUCAACCAUACAUUCAUCAAGCAGUACUGUAAAGCCUAGCGGACCGGCUGGCGCUCCUCCACCUCCUCCGCCCCCUCCUCCAGGCCCGUCCUCUGAAAAGACAACCUCGUCUCCUAGCAGUGCGCCAUCUAGCCACGGAUCGACGACUAGUCAUGCGUCCACAUCUUCGUCCCUGCCGGCUUUGACGUCAAAGUCAACUUCGACAACACUUCAUUCAUCAUCACUGUCCGUUCCGCCAAUCGUCUUCCCACCAAUCUCUAUCUCUACCACAACUUCGAGCGCUGUUACGGCCCCAUCUCCAGCUAAAGCAGGCACGUGCUCUGCUGGCGGUGUCACCUACACUACUGGUCAACGUGUCACGGACGGAGCUGGUAACACUUAUAUCAUCCAUUGCAGCACGGACAACACUGCGCUAGGCACGACAAUUGUUGGGGUCGGCUCCGGUGGCUUCGGUGCCUGCUUUGCAGAGUGUGAUAACUCUGCAAGCUGCGUAGGCUGGACCUACUCGGGCGCCGACAGUGGCAACUGCUACCUCAAGACCUUCCUAGGCACUUAUUUCCCGUCCUCAAACACAAUCGUGACCGCUUUCCGUGAUAACGCCCCGAACUCUCCUCCAUCUAUCAGCGUACCGCUUUCAGCAACGUCUACUGGUAAUCUUGUGCCAUCGGUUUCUCCUCUUCCUCCAGCCAGGGGUACCUGCGCUCAGCUUGGUACCUCUAAUGCUACGUUUUCGGAUAACAUCGGCCGAGUGUGGUCUCUACAGUGUGGACACGAUUACACCGAUCACGAUAUCAGCGCACAAGCUGUCACCAAUUACCAAGAAUGUUUCGUUGCUUGCGAUGCUAAAGCUGGCUGUACGGCCUUUUCGUACGUGGGAGACAGCGUGUAUGGCACGUGCUACUUGAAGAGCGCCGGUGCUGGAGAAGUUGUGAACAGCAACGUGGAUUCCGCUAUCUGCAUCUCUGGAUGUGAUGUUGCCGCAUCGCCAGCUUCUUCCGCUUCGGCUACAGGCUCUGCUAGCAACGCAAAUUCCACCUCUUCGCCCUCCGACUCUGGUAUCACUGCCUGCACAGCUAUUGCGCCAGGUGGUCAAGGUUACUAUACCGACUCCACAGGGUGCACUUACGAAAUGACUUGCCGACUGGACUAUCCUGGCAAUGACAUAGAAGUGCUACCUCGGGCUAUUGCUAUCUAA
This is a messenger RNA of Recurvomyces mirabilis, 1656 nucleotides long. RefSeq lists its product as uncharacterized. Gene Ontology annotation, biological process: proteolysis. Gene Ontology annotation, cellular component: extracellular region. Gene Ontology annotation, molecular function: protein binding. Lineage: Eukaryota; Fungi; Ascomycota; Dothideomycetes; Mycosphaerellales; Teratosphaeriaceae. The transcript has 3 exons. The record is from RefSeq and is a predicted model, not a curated record. The coding region runs from base 1 to 1656 and encodes 551 amino acids.